CCUUUGGCUACCGAGGCGCCGCGACGCUGUUGGCGUCGAAGAACUUGGGGGCGCGUGUUUCCCGCGUGUCGCUGGGGGCCAGCUCCGGACAGUCCGGGGACGUGAGAAAGCGCGUCUGUGCGCCGGGGCUGCCGGGCGGGUGACGGCAGUGAGGCCGCAAACAGCUGCCACCUCCGCCGGUGCUGUGGGAGCGAAGCCGCUCCUCUCGGGCGGGUGAUGCUCUAAUCAUGUCAGAUAAAGAUGAUACUGAGACUCCAGUAAUAACUGAGACCACCCCCGUCCUUAAUGAUGGAAACUGUGAACCAGGCAAGAAUCCAGAGUCUGCUGACCAGAGUGCCAAGCCAAAGAAUAAACCAGAACUUGUGAUAUCCACUCGGAGAAGACCAGAAGUCAAAUGUGCCAGUGACCUUGAAACUCCAGAGGUUCAGGAACCUGUUUCUAAAGAUGUAACCCAGAGUGGAUGGGGCUACUGGGGAAGCUGGGGCAAGUCCUUGCUCUCCUCAGCUUCUGCUACAGUGGCUACAGUAGGACAAGGUAUUUCAAAUGUUAUUGAGAAGGCAGAGACUUCCCUCGGAAUCCCUAGUCCCAGUGAAAUUUCCUCUGAAGUCAAGUUUGUAGCAGAAGAGACGAAUACCAGAGACAAAGAAAAUUCCUUGGCUGGUCCAUUUGGUGUGUUCUCGACUAUUUCUACUGCUGUUCAGAGCACAGGAAAGAGUGUUAUCGCUGGAGGUUUGGAUGCCUUAGAAUUCAUUGGGAAAAAGACAAUGGAUGUAAUAGCAGAAGGGGAUCCUGGCUUUAAAAGAACUAAGGGUCUGAUGAACCGAAAUUCUACACUGUCUCAGGUUUUACGAGAGGCGAAGGAGAAAGAAGAGCUAUGGACCGCCAAUGAGGUUACCAUGGAAACUGACAAAAAUACUCAUUAUGGGCUGCUCUUUGAUGAAUUUCAAGGCCUUUCCCAUCUAGAAGCUCUGGAGAUGCUUUCCCAAGAAAGUGAAAUAAAGGUGAAGUCUGUCCUUAAUUCUCUGAGUGGAGAAGAAUUAGAAACCCUAAAACUUGAAUUAGAGCAACUCAAAGAAGCAUUUUCCCUAGCAGAGUUUUGUGAUGAAGAGGAAGAAGAGCAGAAAGGGGAUGAAGAUUUUACCAAAGAGAUAACAGAGCUGUUUUCCCAGCUGCACGUCUCUUCCAAACCAGAGAAAGUUGCCAGGGCAAGAAAUACUGCUUAUGAAUGGAUCAAAGCAAUGGCGUUAGCAGAGAAAAAAGAAGGAGAAAAAGAGUUGGAGGGAGAAAAUACUGAGAAAGUCUCUAAAAAUUCAGUAGAGGCUAUCCAUGCAUUUGCAAUCCGGAGCCUGGCAGAAUUGACUGCUUGCUCAAUUGAACUAUUUCACAAAACAGCAGCAUUGGUUCUCCAUGGCCAGAAGCAGGACGUGACAGCCCUGCAGAGGAGCCAGACUCUUUCCCAGGUGACGGUUGUGUUGUGUAAAGAGUUGUCCUCUCUAUCUAAAGAGUUCACCACCUCCCUGACAACUGCUGGGGUCAAAGAAAAGGCAGAUGCCCUUAACCCGUUAAUCACUGCAGUAUUUCUAGAGGCAUCAAACAGUGCUUCCUACAUCCAAGACGCCUUUCAGCUGCUCUUACCUGUGCUGGAGAUCUCUCUCAUUGAGAAUAGGACUGAAUCACCCACGCAUGAACAACAAGUCCUGAAGCCUUUGUCGGAACAUUGAAGAUUUUUAACCUAGGAUUGUGUUAGUCAGGAAAUGGCCACAUAAAGUCAGGCAGGAGAACAAGUUUAAAGUGCAGAUUUAUUUCUUCAUUUGGCUGAAGUAUUCAGGUCCUUGUAUUACUCUUCCCAGUUGUUAUAAUUAAUGAGUUAUUUAAAAAUAAAUAUUUGUGGAAAGUCCAAGGAUAAUAGCUUUAUGCAAAGGCUAGCGAGGACUCAAGAAAACAUACUUGUUUUUGGUAUAUUGCAAAACAUUAAUGUAAUUUACAGCUAAUGGAUAAAACUGUUAAGCAAGUGAAAAACAACUUAGUUUAGCAUUCUAGAAUUCACCACAUGCUUGGUUUAUAAAUGUCAUAUACUUGAUCCUUUCUAGAAUAGUCUGUGGCUUGAAGAAAACUAGGCAUAUAUAAACCGAAAUGAUUACCCUCUACUAUGUAAAUUCUUGGAAAUGCUUAGGAAAUUUAUUCCUGUCUUUGAUUCUCAGUAGAUGUUUGGCAUUGAGGAGAAAUUUCUAAAAUAUUAUACUCAUAGCCACAUGACCUAUAUCAGCAAAGUGCCCUUUCGCUUCAAAUAACUCUCCCAUCCCGGAUGACAAGCUUCAGCAGCCAGCUCUUACUCAACUGGAUUCAAAGCCAGUAAAUUCAACGUAGAGAAAGUUUUUUGUUUGCAGAUACUCCAAGACUUAUUGGGUUGGCUUUUGUUACCAUUUUUUGCACAGUCUAUAAGCAGGUAAAUUCUUUGACAGUGAACUCCAGAGGAGUGCUGAUGCCCUUUUUAGUGGGCUUUUGUUGUUUAUUAUUGAAGUCAGUCGUACACUCACAGAAUGAUGUUAUUUAUAACAGGCUUUAACCUCUGAAAUGCAUUUUUUUCUCAUUCUUUUUUAUUUUAAUGUAUUAUUCAGCAUGCUUUGAAAUACCACUUUUGUCCUUCAGAUCUUAAGCUUUUUUCUGUUCUCUUCAAACACCAAAAGCUAUUUUGGUAUCUACUCUUUUAAAGAAAUUUUCCAACUUUGUGGUUUUUAGUGAUUGAGGGAAAUUUUGUGAGCAGUGCCACUUCUAAAUUCCUUAAAAUAAAAUGUAAUUGUACCCACUGAAGUGUGGUAUUUCACAAAUGUCAGGGAUUAAAAUCUUUUACUGUAUUUUAAUAUAACAUGCUUUGCAUUUUCAUAGAAGGCUUAAAAAUGAAGCAUUGAGAAAUGAAGUUCUAAGUAGACCCAGCCUCUUAGUUGUCAUGUCAUCAGGCCCUCUGGAAGUUCAGAGGGCAGGUUUUGAAGACCCUUCCACUGCUGUGACUUUGCCCCUCCAUCCCAGUGCUCCUCAGUAUCAUCCUGUCACCUGUCCAGGUUCAUGUGAGGCCCCUUCCUGGAAUCAUCCCAUCACCUGUCCAGGUUCA
Molecule: messenger RNA, 3109 nt
Organism: Octodon degus (degu)
Lineage: Eukaryota; Metazoa; Chordata; Mammalia; Rodentia; Octodontidae
Gene: Fam114a2
Product: family with sequence similarity 114 member A2
Exons: 14
Coding region: 228-1721 (497 amino acids)
Source: RefSeq, a predicted model, not a curated record